Triticum dicoccoides is the source of this 1730-nucleotide messenger RNA. RefSeq lists its product as uncharacterized. The record is from RefSeq and is a predicted model, not a curated record. The transcript is spliced from 4 exons. NCBI's taxonomy places the organism in Eukaryota, Viridiplantae, Streptophyta, Magnoliopsida, Poales, Poaceae. The coding region runs from base 1 to 897 and encodes 298 amino acids.
AUGGAAACUACAGGUGGCGGCGUGCUCGAGGACGAGCUCGGCAUGGGGCGCAGGCAAGAGGAUGGCGCGGCUGUUCAUGGCGGAGCUGCGAGGACGGGCGCACUCGGGCAGGGGGGAAGAAGGCAUCAGGUGAGGUGGAGUUGGAUCGAGUGGGAGGGGCUGGUUGGCUCGGCGCUGAAAAACAGGGUGAGCGGCGGAAAACAAGGGCGGUGGUCGGGAAGGAUUUGGAUCGAGGAGAAGUGGACAAAAAAUACAUGUACACAUCCGCCUCCUCGCCUCGACCUGGCCAAGCCGAACCAAAUCCCCCUAGCCGCCGCCGACCUCAACCCGCCCGCGGCCACGGCCGCACCUCUGCCCGCUCGCCUCCAGUACGAUGGUGUCGGAGGCCUGGUCCGGGGGCGCGCGGAGGAUUCCACUUUAGCCGAGGGACGGCAACGCGGCGGCCUCCCCGUCAGUCGCCAUCGGCUUUGCCAAAUUGAAGGCGUAGGCAUAGGCGCGGGCGGCUGCGUCUCCGCCGUCGGCGAGGUCCUAUGCCAGCCGUGCCGAGGCGGAGAGCACGGCGGCGGCGGUGAGGGAGAAGGAGGUGUGCUGGCAGAGGAGCUAGAGAAGGCGCGGGAGCGGUGGGGCCGGCUGCGGGACGCGAGGCAGGUCACGGAGAGGGUGCUGGCGGAGGCAGACGAGGCGCCGCGGCGGGAGAUGCGGGAGUGGGAGUGCAGGGCGGACGAGCAGCGCCGGGUCGUGGCAGAGCUGAUGCGCCUCAUCGGGAUGCCGGAGCUGAGUUCCCGGGAGGAGAGAAAGAGGAAACAGGGGACCGCGUCUUCAGAUCCUCCGGUAAAUGCUCUGCUCAUCGGUUUUUUGGCCUACAGGGUCCGGUCACACUGGCUUCAACACUACUAGAGGAAGAAGCUGGAGCAUAUCUCACCGAUAAGGAAUCGCUGGCGACACCGACAAGAGAAAUCAUGGCAGCAGCAAUCGAAAGCAGCAGCUCUUGAUCCUUUUCUUUGCCACAUUGGCAUGUUCCACACUUUUAGGCCUACGAAUGAAAUCUAAUGGCUUCUUUGUUACCUGCUUGCGUCCAUACAUGAUAUGUGAUGGUUUUGAAUGUUCGCAUAGACAACAUAUUUGAAUCGCCGCGUCUACACAUGAUUUCCUUUUCUGUUUGGAAGAAUUAUUGUGUUUCUGCUCGAUGCAGAACGGCGCCGGCGAGAUCCAGCGGGCGUGGGAGAAGGAGGGAUCCGGCGCGGCGACACGAAGGUGGAGGCGGGCCUCUGUGGCUAGCAGGAAGAGCUCCAAGGUCAUGGCGGGGCUUCGAUUUUUCUGGUAGAAAAGAGAGACAAAGGAGGAGGAGAGGUAGCUGGAAGAAGGAACGGUGCAACACGGGUGCAGCAGUGCGAGGACACUGGUCUUGCGCGUGAGGAGCUCCUCUCCUCGGGAGGAUCGGGAGGGAGCGAGUGAAACUAAAUCCACUUCAGAGCAAGGUACUGUUGUAGAACUACGAAGAAGCAAGCUGACGAGAUGCACUGCAGUUUUGUCAUGCGUUAAACUUCUCAAUGGUUGACCAUGGAAAAUCUGUGUAGUUCUCAUUUUCCACAUAUGUUUCUGAUCUCAAGGAGAAUUCUUAUUCCUUUUGGAAUUACCAUCUUUAAACAUUGUAGAUUCCAAUCUCUUGCGUAUUUACAUCAAAGACUGUUUUUCAAAUGCUUAUCAUGUACAUACUAAACUCCCUGCCC